ACAUGUGGCCGGGCUCGCCCCUGCAGUCCCCGGCGGCCUCGGGAAAGGCGCCACCAGCGGAAGUACAGGCGCUACUCGCGGUCUUAUUCGCGGAGCCGGUCGCGGUCCCGCAGCCGCCGGUACCGGUACCGGGAGAGGCACUACGGCUCCUCCAGGAGGUACCGGUCUCCCUCGCCAGACCGAUCGCGCAGCCGGUCCCGCUCUCGGGGACGGUCGUAUUACCGAAGGGCCGACGCGGUCACGCGGGGGCGACGCUACUACGGCUUUGGCCGCACGGUGUACCCGGAGGAGCACGGGAGUUGGCGGGGAAGAUCCAGGUCGAGGUCCAGGUCCAGGUCGCGGUCCCGGUCCCCCACGCCUUUCCGCCUAAGUGAGAAAGAUCGAAUGGAGCUGUUAGAAAUAGCAAAAGCCAAUGCAGCAAAAGCCUUAGGAACAACCAACUUUGAAUUGCCUCCUAGUCUCAGAAUUGUUCCUGUAUCUAAAGAAACAAACCAUGGAACAGCUGUAUCAAAUAAUGGUGCAAAGUUUGAGCUAUCCGGAAAGCUAACAGAAGAUGGAACUAAAAAUGCCAAUGAAAAGUCUUCCCAGCAAAAAAGCAUUAGCUCUAAUAAAUCCGCUGAAGAGACCUCUUCAGGAUCCCUAAAAAUAAAUCAGAAAAAAAGUCCAUAUGAAUUGUGGAAACCUAUUUAAAAAGAGAACUGAUGGCUAAGGUUGCUUGAAAUGCACUUUACUGCAAGUUUGUGUUUUCUAUGGCAUUAUUUCAUUCCUAUGAGCAACUUAGUGGUAAUUGUUAACAUCUUAGAUUUAUUUUGUAGAUAGUAGCACAGAUGGACCAGAGUUAUGUACAGGUGGGAGUCUUGUAUAUAUACUUGUAAAUGUUUUGUAUAAUAUCAAUUGGUUACAUAGAAAUGGAAUUUAUAAGAAACAGUAAUUAAACUAUCGUGUAUAUAUAUUUGUAAAUAAAUUUCUUUUUACUAUU
Messenger RNA from Myotis brandtii (Brandt's bat), 979 nucleotides. RefSeq names its product arginine/serine-rich protein 1 (gene RSRP1). The transcript is spliced from 4 exons. Lineage: Eukaryota; Metazoa; Chordata; Mammalia; Chiroptera; Vespertilionidae. The record is from RefSeq and is a predicted model, not a curated record. The annotation marks the transcript as partial.